AUGGGCACUGUGGGUUUCCUCCCGAAGCUGUUGAGCCUCGUCUUCUUCUCUGUGGUCGUCUGUUUCACCAACUCAGUCGCAGAUGUGGGACUCGACGAACGGCCAUCCAUGCCCUCUGGUCGAGCUUCACGCCCCCGAUUCACCGGGAAGUUUGCGCGCGAGGGUGGCGCUGUAAAGACAGCGUACAAGUACGAGACCCGGUAUUUCUCUCAGCCGCUGGAUCAUUUCAGCUUUGCGGAGCUCCCGACGUUCGAUCAGCGGUACUUGGUGGGCGGAGAUGGCCAGUGGUCGAGCAGCGGCGGUGCCGGCGGAGGACGGGGCCCAAUCUUCUUCUACUGCGGCAACGAGGGGGAUAUCGAGUGGUUCGCCGCCAAUACUGGGUUUGUCUGGGAGAUCGCCCCUAGUUUUGGUGCCCUUGUCGUCUUCGCGGAGGUAAUGUUCGGGCUUCGUCCAUAUGCAUAUCCUAGGAAGAAUUGAAGGCUCUGCUCAUGACGUUGUUGCGGAAGACGAAUGCUCAAGCUUAGGUUCUCUUCGAUUCAGACAGGCACCUUUCAGGUAGUGAGAAGUCCAUGGCAGCCCGAUUGCUACAGUUGCCGUUACUCUGGGAGCUGGAGCAGCUGAGCGAUGUUAUGCUUGCUGUUACUUCUUGAAUCUGGGUGGUUACGGAAUAUCUCGGUGCAAUAUGUUGCCAAUUGGCGCAAAAAUAUCUACUCUUUCAAAGAAAGACAGGUUUCUAGUCGACUAAAGAGACCGUCAUGUUUUCUGGCACCUCAUGAAACGACAGAGAGGACUCUUGUUACACAUUCGGCACCUAGAAUCAUCAUCUUCACUCCCUAGGAGUCCACUAUAUCUUCUUAUUGUUUCCACGUCGUUGCUAAAACGUUUUCGUAUCGUGUGAUCACCUGUUUGGACCGUGCCUGUAAAGUGGGAUUAGGAGAAUCAGUCCGGAAAUUAUGGUACCCCAUAUUAAUCUCACGUCUCUUUGACAUGUGUUUCCUUGAUUCAUCCUCACCUCUAUUCUAUCCUCUCAUAGAUUAUUCCUCUUGUAUUACCCAGAAUGCAUUGAGUUUCAGGUAUCGGCCUUUUCUCCCAAUUCCAUGUUUAAUUUGUGACGUCUCUUGAAUAAAUGCCAAUGUUGUAAGUGUUAACUUAUAUAGAUGACUUAACCUCUUACAUAAUUAGGUACAUGAUGUAUUUCUGAGGUGAUAUGAAAAUCCAAAUAGAGACUUGUUGCACUCCAAGAAGUUUUGAUGGCUCUGAGGAUUGACAAUUUGUCACUAUCAAGUAAAUGGACGUAGAGUGGAGAGGACUAACCAGAGGUUUGCUCUGAAAUGAAACAGGAAAUUAUAUUAUAAUCUUGGCAAACUGUACCCGUUUAGCCAUUACGGCAAGAACUUGGUAUUUUUUUGGUUUAUACAUUGGUAUUCUAAUUUUUCAUUACAGUAGCUAUUUAUUAUGAAAUAUGCGCUGAGGUCCCAGUUCUUAGUUUCGCUGUUGAGUUGCCUGCUAAUUUUCUGUUUCAUGAUUUAUUUUUACUCAUUUUAGCAUCGCUACUAUGGAAAAUCCAUGCCGUUUGGGAGUAGAGACAAGGCAUAUGAAAAUGCUGCAUCGUUAUCUUACCUUACGGCAGAACAAGCUCUAGCAGACUUUGCCACACUGAUCACUGGCCUGAAAAGGAAUAUGUCAGCAGAGAAGUCCCCAGUCGUAUUAUUUGGCGGCUCUUAUGGAGGAAGUAAUGAUUGUGCCGAACAUUUAUCUUCAAGAUAUAGCCCAAAUGCUUAUUAUGGUAUUUAAGACAUUAAUUUUACACUUUUUCGUCGAUGAAACAGUGCUCGCUGCAUGGAUGAGGUUAAAAUAUCCUCAUAUUGCUGUUGGAGCGCUUGCCUCUUCAGCACCCAUUCUGCAAUUCGAAGAUAUUGUUAAGCCAGAAACAUUUUACAACAUAGUCUCAAAUGAUUUUAGAGUCAGUAAUCAUCCUUCUCUUAAUCGUAUAUUAAUUACAAUAUAUUGGUUUUUGCCUAUAUAUGCAUCUUCUAUCUACUAAGACCCACACUUCUCCUGGCUCAGCGUGAAAGUUUGAGCUGCUUUAAGACAAUAAAAGAUUCAUGGGAUGUUCUAGAAUCCGAAGGGAAGAAGCUUAAUGGGCUAAUGAACCUGAGCAGAACCUUUCACCUGUGCCAGUAAGUUGAACCAUUCUGGUUCCAGAUUCGUUGGUCUUUGGCUUUGGAUUCAAUCUGAAUAUUUUAUGUCAAUAUUUGCAGGAAAUUGAACGGGACUCAGGAGCUUUCUGAUUGGUUAAACUCUGCUUAUAGCUAUUUGGCUAUGGUUGACUAUCCAUAUGCUUCCGAGUUUCUCAUGCCUCUGCCUGGAAACCCAAUAAAAGAGGUAACUGAAAAGGUUCAGGCCUAUUAUCAAGGAUGUACGUUGUUCAGUUACCAUUCAGUAUACAUCAUCUAUGAGCGACAUUUUUUUCCCCAUUGACAGAUGGUCUUCGGCAACUGAUUAAUAAGUUAGUUUGUCUUCGCCAUCUUACCUAUGUCAAUUUAGAUGUAUUUCUCUGCUUUAUCUUUGAACAGUACUCCGUUCUUUCAACUUCAUUGAUCUCAGACUUUGCACUUUUUCUCAUCUUGCUUAUUUUGUCUAAUUUCAUACACGGAUUAUAUUUUCUAAACCAAGACCUGAUUUCAAGCAAAAUGUGCUCAAUUUAAUUUACCUCUGUGUUUUUGUAUGUAGAUCCAUUAGAUAUCUUGGUAAACUCUCGUUCCACCUCACUCCUUGGUCCUAAAAACCCCUGUAAGAAAAAUACUCUGAUGUUCUUGACGGUAGUCAUGUCUUGAUUCUCCUAUUUCUGAAGGUAUGCAAGAGUAUCGAUGAUCAUGCUGAUGGGAGAGGGAUCUUGGAGCAAAUAUAUGCGGGAGUGAACAUAUAUUACAAUUAUUCUGGAGAUGUUGAAUGUUUUGACCUGGAAGAUGAUCCCCACGGCAUGAAUGGUUGGAAUUGGCAGGUUUGGGAGCAUAAUUACCCGUUUUUAUUGGUGACUGUUGUUUGCUUUGCUUGAGGAAGCAUGAUAGGACUUUUCUGACUUUAAAAUCUUCUCAUUCAUAGGCUUGCACUGAGAUGGUCAUGCCAAUGUCCAGUAGCCCAGACAGCAGCAUGUUUCCACCGUACGCUUUUGACUAUUCAUCGUACCAAGAUCAAUGCAUCCAAGACCUUGGUGUACGGCCAAGGCCGCGAUGGGUUACUACUGAGUUUGGUGGGCAUGUAAUGGCCAAUCUAUCUUUAAAGAGUUCUAACAUUAGCUAUAAAUAUCCAUUGAUUCUUUCUGUGCUUUGAAUCUUGAAACUUCUGAAUGUUUUUUUAAAUGCUUGAAUAUUCUGAUGACUGUUCUGUCCUUGAAGGAAAAUGGUUUCGGACCGAAUCUUUGAAACCUUAAGACGUUGACAUUAUGAAUUACAUAAAUUUCUCUCUCUUCCAUAUCUGGGCCCGUCAUCAUCUGCUGAGAAAUUCGGAGAAUGAUGGGGACAGUAGUUUAUGGUGAAUUACUUGGCUAGGUGUCUAGGGAAGUAUGUCCUUACCAGUAUUUUGCCAAGAUCCAUUAGGAGAUUGAAGAAAAGAAACUAAAAUGAUAAUUACAGCUAAAACAUAUACAUAUAUUGGUGGAUUUACACUUCUUUGGAGCAGGUGAUUUGUAUAUUAAGAAGCUCCAAGUUCCUCAACGCCUUCAGAUUUUCCUUACGUGAUGCCAUUUUCAUGUUCCAACCUGGUUUCUUCUUCAUGUUCUUCCUGGACCCAUCUUAUUUUAGUUUCCGAUUGGCAUGGGUUCUCUCUUCAUACUCUUAGAUUCAUUGCUUGCAUCUUGAAGGAUAUCGUCGCUGUGCUGAAAGAAUUCGGGAGCAACAUCAUAUUCUCCAACGGGCUGCUGGAUCCCUGGAGCGGAGGCAGGUAUGGUUUCCCCCCGCCAAACCUCAUCAGGGUCUACUCACCCGCUGUUCUCAUUCUCUCCCGUCUGACGGAUGGAGACGGAAAUCUUUCAUCGCAGCGUCCUGCAGAACAUCUCCGGCAGCAUCGUAGCACUCGUUACUGAACUGGGUAUGCUUUUCUGCGCGGAAAAAUCUUUUCUUUUUGGGUAUUUCAUGUGGCAAUCAAUCUCCCGCGCGGGAUUCCAUUCUUCCAGGAGCCCACCACAUCGAUUUACGCUCGUCAACUGAGGAGGAUCCUGAGUGGUUGACGUCCCAAAGAGCGUCGGAAGUCAACCUGAUCCGGGGCUGGAUAAACGACUACUACGAAGAACGGAGAGCCGCGCAGGGCGUAGAGAAUGUCGUUGACUUUGCCGCCAGCUCAACGAACGCGUCACGCGUCCUCUGA
Molecule: messenger RNA, 4365 nt
Organism: Spirodela intermedia
Lineage: Eukaryota; Viridiplantae; Streptophyta; Magnoliopsida; Alismatales; Araceae
Source: the annotation of a GenBank genome assembly